This is a messenger RNA of Zingiber officinale, 1543 nucleotides long. RefSeq names its product methionine aminopeptidase 1B, chloroplastic-like. Gene Ontology annotation, biological process: proteolysis. The transcript is spliced from 12 exons. Gene Ontology annotation, molecular function: metalloaminopeptidase activity. NCBI's taxonomy places the organism in Eukaryota, Viridiplantae, Streptophyta, Magnoliopsida, Zingiberales, Zingiberaceae. The coding region runs from base 58 to 1233 and encodes 391 amino acids. The record is from RefSeq and is a predicted model, not a curated record.
UUAUUUUAUUAUCCCAAUUCCUAGGCCCUGACGGACUCCGUAGAGUGGCGCUCGCGGAUGGCACUGAAAGCUUUCAUUUGCCGGCCAUGUUGCGUAUCGGCGGCGAUUCCUCCCUCGAUUGAACCUUCUUGGAGGUCUUCUUUCUUCGUCGGUCAACCUCUCGAAAUAUCCAUCCCAAACCCCCCUUCAGGAGAGUAUACUCUGAAGAGACCAGGCAUCAUUGUAUCGAAGAAAUUGUCAGGACUGGAGGAGGCUGUACGAAUUCAAAGGUCAAGAGAACUACAUGGUUCAAUAAAAUUAAGAAAAAGGCCACCGUUAAGGCGUGGAAAAGUUUCUGGAAGGCUUCCUGUUCCUGAUCACAUCUGUAGACCUCCAUAUGUUGAUUCAGGCUUGUUGCCGGAACUAUCUAGGGAGCAUCAAUUACAUGAAGAUGAGGGUAUUUCUCGCAUGAAGGCUGCCUGUGAACUUGCGGCCCGCGUCUUAGAUUAUGCAGGAACAUUGGUUAGAGUGCCCAAUUUUAUUCCUACAAAUUCUGUGUGCUUAAAAUAUUGUAUUAACUGUUUGAGAGAUGCUUCCAUUCAUCAGCCAUCCGUAACGACAAAUGAAAUUGAUAAAGCAGUUCACAAUAUGAUAAUUGAUGCUGGGGCUUAUCCUUCCCCACUUGGGUAUGGUGGAUUUCCCAAAAGUGUUUGCACAUCAGUAAAUGAAUGCAUGUGCCAUGGGAUACCUGAUUCCCGCCAACUACAGGAUGGGGACAUCAUAAACAUCGAUGUCACUGUUUAUCUGAAUGGUUAUCAUGGGGACACAUCAAAAACAUUUCUAUGUGGAAAUGUCAACGAAUUGACAAAGCGUCUAGUCAAAGUGGCUGAAGAAUGCCUAGAGAGGGCCAUAUAUGUUUGCAAAGAUGGUGCAAACUUUAAGAAGAUUGGCAAAAGAAUAAGCGAGCAUGCUGAAAAAUAUGGCUAUGGUGUUGUGGAGCGUUUUGUUGGUCAUGGUGUAGGGACAGUAUUCCAUUCUGUGCCACUCAUCUUGCACCAUCGUAAUGAUGAAUCGGGCUGCAUGGUUGAAGGUGAAACAUUUACCAUUGAGCCGAUCCUAACCAUGGGAAGUACUGAAAACGUUACUUGGGAUGACGGGUGGACGACUGUAACUGCAGAUGGUAGUCGUGCCGCACAGUUUGAGCACACAAUUUUGAUCACCAGGACUGGCGCAGAGGUUUUAACAAAAUGCUGAGGUCAUAGUCCCAUACAAAAGGCUCUUAAUCACUAUAAUGGAUGAACUGAUUGCAUGCUAUCUUGUUCCACAUCAUUGGAGAGGCACAUGGAUGCUAUCUAUUGCUGUCACAGCCCCAACCAAGGGAUCUUAAACGAGUCAGAAUUUUCAGUUAAUAUGAAGCAUCGAUGGCAUAAUUAGUGCUAGAAACACAGUGGCCAUUUAUAAUGCCUGGGAUUUUGUAUUCUGAUGAUUAUUUAUGUGUUUUUGUUACUGAUAUUAAACACCAAGAAGUUGAGCACUGGAUUUUGGAAAAUCAUUAAUUUUGAGU